AAUUCGGCUGCGUUGACAACAUUGCUGUGGUCACUUUGACUCCCUGAAAGUUAUUAUUUCCCUUCUGCAGCUGGGCUGGGCAGCAGGAAAUGGAGCAGAAUCCCUUUCUGUGCUGGGAGUGUUCGAAGGAAAUGACCUAGAGGCCUUACCGGCAUGUUUUUGCUUGGUUGCCUCGGACUACAAUCGCGCAGGAGCUUGGUCCGGGAGUGGCCCAUGUUUCCACAGUGACGCCACCGACUACCUCUGAGUGGAGCGGGGGCCCCCAUGCACACCGAGUCAGGGUUCUUUUUUAACAAGCGUCCACCCUGCACCCCUCACAGCAUUCAGGACACGCUGCAGGGAGCCUGUUCUCUGCAACACGUGAAAAGGAUCAGCGUCAAGCCGGGUUUCGUCGGCCCCCUGGCUGACGAGGAAAAGCUCCGUACUGUGAGGCUGAGCUCGCGGGGGUGCGGGGGGGUACGGGGAGGGGGGAACACGCCAGGCGCUUGGAUCCCCCACCUGUUUUGCUCUGCCAACCAUUUGUUUGACUUGGUGUUAAAGCUUAUCCCCGUUUUGCUCCCCUGCUGUUGACCGGUGCUGUGCGUCUUCCACUUUUUUCCUUCUGCAUCUUGCGUCCAGCUUUUGAAGAUUUGUUUUUGUGGUAAAGGCUAUUUAUUUUUUUUUUGCCAAAUUUUAUUGCAUUUGCGUAGAGGAAGGGAAAAAACAAAAACACACCAGCAAGAGAGAGCCUCUGUCUUGAGCAGAAGUACAGAGACGGCCAAAACAUCAAAGUCCUCCUUGGUCUGAGGGACUUGGAAGGAGAGACGGCUUAAGGAGGCACCGCUUUCAGCUUCUGCUGUGCAGUCUUUGGCGUCCUGCAUCCUCCAGCUGCUUCCUCCGGCCUCCCGCGGCUGGCGGGUUUCUCAGCGGUUAGGAGAGAAAUAGUGGGGAUGCAAGUUCUGCCUGAUCUGCUCCCCCUGGUCCUGUAGAUUCAAUCUGCAGCUGGACUGCACAAAAAAAAAAAAAACACAAAAUCAGGCUCCCGUCGGCAGUCGUACCCCAUCUCCCUCGCUCCCUCUGGGUCGGUGACAGACCAGUGAAGAUGUCCCUCAGUCGUUUUCCCCUUCAGCUGUCUUUGUUCUUAACUUAGAAAGUUCCGGGUUGGCCGAAGGAGCCCGGAGGCAGGUCCGCAGUUGUUGCAGCACGGAGAAAUCGAUAGAGCAGCUGAGAACUAGCUGAAGACAGACCUGCCCCUAUGUAUUGUUGUAGUGCUCAAGAGAACAAAAUGGACUACAAGCGACGCUUUCUGCUUGGCGGGUCCAAGCAGAAGGUGCCGCAGUAUCAGAUGCCAGAGUUGGGCCGGGGCCUUGGGGUGCCCCUGGGCUCCUCCUGCUCCGCCCCUUCCUCCGGUACCCCCGGGGGUGGCUAUGGCCACUCCCCUCCCCUUGGCAGCUCCGGCGGCAGCGCUGUGGCGGACAUCCAACAGGGCAUCUCCAAGUACCUGGACGCGCUCAACGCCUUCUGCCGUGCCAGCUCCCUGCUCACCGAGCUCUUCUGUGGCGUGUUCCGGAAUUCCCGCUACGCCAAAGCAGCUAUGCAAAUGAGGGACGUGCAGGACCACGUCAUGGAGGCUGCCGGCCGGCUCACAGCAGCAAUAAAGCCUGAGAUCGCCAAGAUGCUGAUGGAGCUGAGCGCCGGGGCGGCCAGCUUCAGAGACCAGAGUGACUUCAGCCUGCAGGAUGUGGAGGUGCUGAGCCGGUGUUUCCUGAGGGUCAUGCAAGUGCACUUCCAGUUCCUGUCACAGGCCUUACAGAAGGGGCAGCCAGUGGCACAGUCCUGCCUGGUGGAGGCCCUGGCGCAGGCCCAGGAGCUACACAGCAGCACCCCUGUCGGGCCCCUGUCCGAGCAGGAGGAGGCCUCGCGGUCCUGGAGAGCUGCAGCAGCGGUCACAGGUCGCCUGAGGGAGAGGGGGCGUGACGGUUCCCUGCCGGGCCUGGAGGUGCGGCAGCUCUUCUGCUCCAUUAACACCACCAUCCCUGAACACCAGCUGAAAGAACUCAAUGUGAAGAUUGACAGUGCAUUGCAGGUUUAUAAAGUGGCGUUGGAUGGCCUCGGGUACAGUGAAUAUGCACUGAAGGCUGGUUUUCACCUUGACCCCAAGGCUAUUGAAGAGUCUUUGCAGGGCUGCUGCAGUGAGGCAGAGGCCCAGCAGGCAGGCCGGCUUCAGACGCUCUCCCAGCCACUGCAGAGUGAGCUACCCACCAUUCCUCUUCAGAUCGGGCCGCACUUCCUCAAAGGCGUCUCCCUCAGCGAGUCCGUCACAGACAACCUCAAGCUGAAGAUGCAUGCGACGCUGCAGCUCAUCAAAGCGGCAGUGGGGCAGAACGGCGUGGUCUCUCCCGACGACAUGCCCGUCUCCCAGGUGCUCACCCAGGUGUGCCCGUCCAGCUGGAGAGGGGCCUGUAAGACGGCCGUGCAGCUUCUCUUCGGCCAGGCGGGACUGGUGGUGGUUGACACGGCUCAUUUUGACAACAAGGAGGCCUACGCUCCCCACAUUACCCUUGAAGAGUCCAGAAUUGUGGUGCAGGUCCCUUCAACAUGGUGCCUGAAGGAGGAUCCGGCUACAAUGUCCCUUCUUCAGCGCAGCCUGGACCCAGAGAAGACCCUGGGCCUGGUGGAUGUGUUGUACACCGCCAUUUUUGACCUCAGCCGGUGGAGGGAGCGCAGGGAGCAGGGCCUGCCCACCAUCCAGAUGCAGCUACAGAGGGAGAGCGCAGAGGGUGCGGAGCUGGCACACCUGCCCUCUGGAAAUGGGCCCAAGUCCUCCGGGGGGCUGCCCAGGACCAUCUCCAGGCUCACCUCCAAGCUCACCAAGAAGAGUUCGUCCUCUGGGACCCAGGGGGGCAGCUGCUCCCUCCACAGCACCCCGUCCCGUAGCGGUUUCACCGGCGCCGGCGCUGAGGACAAGGCCAAACCUCUGGGUGGCAACGACAGCAGGCUGCAGGCCACCCCCGCGCCGGGGAGUUUGCCAUGCAGCCCGGAGCCCGGCUCCCCGUGCGGCCCCUCCAAUGGUCACGAGUCCCACAACAAGGGCAUGAACCUGCCCACGGACCAGGAGAUGCAGGAUGUCAUCGACUUCCUCUCAGGGUUCAACAUGAGCAAGUCCCAGCACGCCUCCCCGCUGGCGAAGAGGAGGAACUCAGUGGCGUCGGCCAGCGCCGCCGAGCUGAAGCCCCCCUCCGGGGCCACCCCCCCUACCUCGGUGGGGUCUCACGGCAGCAUGCAGCCCCUGGGCCAAAGGACGCCUCAGCCGACCUCCCAGCAGGCCAUGCAGUAUUACCAGCAUCUGCUUCAGCCCAUUGGUCAGCAGCCCCAGCUGUCUUCACAGCAGCAGCAGCAGCAGCAGCAGCAGCAGAGAGGCUCAAGCAAGUGGCUGAGCAGCUCCACCCAGCACCCGGUGCAAAGCCCCCCGACGGGCAUCUCCCCCAUCGGCCACCAGGGCCAGUGGGGAGGGCCCGGCCUUCCCAACCUCAGCUCGGACCUGUACAGCCUAGGCCUGGUCAGCAGCUACAUGGAUGGCGUCAUAUCAGAGAUGCUGGGCCAGAAACCCCAGAGCCCCCGUAACAACACGUGGCCCAAUCUGGAGCAGAGUGAUGUGGGCUUCGGCGCUCUUGGGGACGCCCUGCCAUUCGACCCGGCAGUUGGCUCCGACCCAGAGUUUGCCCGCUACGUGGCGGGGGUGAACCAGGCCAUACAGCAGAAACGGCAAGCCCAGCACAUCCGUCGCCCGAGCAACGCCCACGGCAACUGGCCAGGCUCCGACGAGGCCCACGGUGGCUGGGCCCCUGCAGAAUACUACACUGAACGGGAAGCUAUGAACAGCGGCUGGACAGCCAAUCAGGGAGACUCGGCCAGCUCCAGCGACGAGACGUCCUCCGCCAAUGGGGACAGCCUGUUCUCCAUGUUUUCUGGGCCUGACCUCGUAGCGGCGGUCAAGCAGAGAAGAAAACACAGCUGCGGGGAGCAGGAUGUGUGCACCCCCUCCCCGGCCCUGCACCACCCAGCUGACGACAGCAGUCAGGACAGUAAGAUGAAGACGUGGCCACCGAAAGCCCCCUGGCAGCACCCUUCGCAUCACACCAACACCCUGCCCAGCACGCGCUCCUCCCUAUACUCCAUGCCCGUGCCCAACAGCCAGUGGGCCGACUCAAUGCAGGUGCUGCAGUCCACCGUGUGGUCGGCACCCGGCGGCUGCUCCCCCUCCUCCGGCUUCCCUUAUGGCCGCCAGCAGGCCCAGCAGCCGCAGACAACGCAGUCCGGCAUGCAGCAGCAGCAGCAGCAGCAGGCUCCCCAGCACAAACCGCCCAGCAAAUCGUUUAAGCCCUUUUCCCAGAAACAGGAGCACAGGCCCUCGUACCUGCACCAGUACUGAGCCCAGGCCGGCCAAGGCGGGGGCGGGCGGUGCGGGGCCGGGGCGAAGUACCCACAGAAUGCAACGGCAAGCCAGGAACCCAGAUGUGCUGCUUGGAGAUUCAGCAGCUCCACAUGUGCUGUGAUGGUGCCCGUGACAUGACAGACGGGAGCUGUGUACAUAGGCCUGUCACAUAAUAGCCCUGCGAUAGUGUGCCAUGAGCAUCCAUUUGCUGUGCCCCCCCCCCCCCAUCCUCGAAUGUAACGCUACCGACUUGAGCCACAGGUGUGACAGCAGCUUAGUUCCAUGGCCGUCCCUUGCUUUCGAUUCGCCUCCAUGCUUCGUUUAGCCAGGCUUCGGCCCUGCACUGCGAUAUAAUGCGUGACGGUUAGGCUGUCACUGCCGUGUGAGGGAAGCCAGGCUGCAGCACAUGUAUGCUCUUCAAUAGCUUGUAAAUUAUUCAGACCGAAGUAUAUAAUUGACUUGCAUUUGUAUUACAGGAAAGGCUUUGAGCGGGCUCAGCAAAAAUAUAACCAUUCGCUGCAGUUUGUGUAAAUUGCAGAGGUGUCAAUUGAAAGAGAUGCACUACCUUUUUUCUUUUCUUUUUCCAACUAACACUGAGUUAAGACACAACAAGCAGUAACUAUGUGCCAUGUUAGUGUUUAUACGUUUACAGCCUGAACGUCUUUCUGAAGGUGACUGGUCUUGCAGUUGGAGGCGGAGUUGAUGAUGAUGAAGAUGAUGAUGAUGAUCACAGUGAAGAAAAUAUGGGAAAUUAGUAUACAAUAGGCAACUAAUCUUAAGAGUUCAUCUUUUUGUUAUUUUCAGAUUGACAAGCUUGUUUUUAAAUGGCAGUUCUAUUUGAAAAAAAUAAAUCAUAUUUUCAUUUAAAUACAAUAUUUUCUUGUACAAAAGUAUGACAGUAUUAAUCUUAUUUUUGUAUUUUCUUAAAUGUUGUACGAUUUAUAUGUGCUUCAGAAAUCCCCCACAUAAAAAGCACAUUUUCUUAAUCAUAUAUAAACGUGACCCAAUGUUAUUCCAUUAUAUACACUAAACAUAUUAUCACGAAAGAAGGGUGUGUCUGUUUUGCCCUUAUCUCUUCUGUUUGUGUGGCAGUGGGUGGUAUUAAAUGCCCUGAAUGUUUUUGCAGAUGCCCAUAUUGCCUGUAUUUGCUGUCAUUCUUUCUGACAACUGCAAUGCGUAUGUUUAUAUAGGUUUCAGUGGUGAAUGUUUGCAUUCACGUAUAUGAAGUAUGCGCAUGUAUAAUUUUUUUUGUGAUAUAAUUCAUAAACAGCCUUUAACUAUAGGCAUUUGUCAAACAUGAUGCAUCUACCAGAAAGGAAGAUGUUGAAUAGAAAAUAGACUCCUUGCCUUGCUGAUUCUUGCCUCGUUAUGGAAGUUAAUCAUUUGAAAAAGAAAUUUUUGACCCUUUUUGGUGUUCAGUUAUGAUAUUGGGCUUCUGUGGUAACCUAUCCUCGUAAAAUACGCACAGGUGACUUUGAGGUCGUGUGUUUGUUUCAGCAAUCCCAGAAUGUCGUCUUUGGUAAAUUAUCCAAUCGGUUAAAUGUUAAAAAUUUUAAGAGGGAUGUCCAGCUGAAAUGAUCCAAGGCAAGAUGGUUUGCAUGAUUAGGGUAUGGCCUUAGCCAAGCUCAGCGCACACUCCAGCCAUGCUCAUGACACUAGGUGCUGUGAACAUCACGCUGGUCAGCUUCGUCUCCUCACACUCGGCUUCUUAGCUGUUGCCCAUGGUGUUUUUUUUUUUUGUUUCUUUUUUUUCCUGGUCAAGUGCCGAUGGUUUGUGAUACGGCUCAGGCUUCCAUGCGCUAGACGCACCAGUUUGUGCUAAGUUUUAGAGACUGAACCUGUACUUUUUGUAUUUUACCUUUGGAAAGUGUUUAAGUUUAAAGAAAAUCUGCUUUAUUACAGAUUUAACAUUUAACAAUAAAAUGGCUUUGGAAAUUUCUCUAA
Paramormyrops kingsleyae is the source of this 6358-nucleotide messenger RNA. RefSeq names its product granule associated Rac and RHOG effector protein 1-like. Gene Ontology annotation, biological process: Rac protein signal transduction. The record is from RefSeq and is a predicted model, not a curated record. Gene Ontology annotation, molecular function: CCR4-NOT complex binding. Lineage: Eukaryota; Metazoa; Chordata; Actinopteri; Osteoglossiformes; Mormyridae.